AUGAAGGAUCUUGGAGAAUUGAAAUUCUUUCUUGGGAUCGAGUUUGCUCGAUCAGAUAAGGGCAUAUACAUGAGCCAACGCAAAUAUGCAUUAGAGUUAAUUUCAGAAUUUGGACUGGUUGGGGCCAAGCCUUCUAGCACACCAUUAGAAGUAAACCAAAAAUUGACUUCUGUUGAUUUUGACAAAUUGGCUUCUUCCUCUGAUAAUACCGUUCAAGACCCUCUCUUGAAGGAUGCUGGUGAGUUUCAAAGAUUGGUGGAAAGAUUACUAUACUUAACAAUGACUAGGCCGGAUAUAUCAUUUGCUGUACAAACCUUAAGUCAGUACAUGCACUCUCCUAAACAAUCUCAUCUAGAUGCAACAAAGAGAGUUGUCAGAUAUGUCAAAAGUGCACUAGGGCAGGGGCUGCUAUUACCAUCACCAGGUGAUGGGACUUGA
This is a messenger RNA of Nicotiana attenuata, 438 nucleotides long. RefSeq lists its product as uncharacterized. The coding region runs from base 1 to 438 and encodes 145 amino acids. The transcript has a single exon. The record is from RefSeq and is a predicted model, not a curated record. Lineage: Eukaryota; Viridiplantae; Streptophyta; Magnoliopsida; Solanales; Solanaceae.